Messenger RNA from Eublepharis macularius, 1484 nucleotides. It is a transcript of the gene ITGB1BP2, whose product is annotated as integrin subunit beta 1 binding protein 2. The transcript is spliced from 11 exons. The record is from RefSeq and is a predicted model, not a curated record. Bases 92 to 1213 code for a protein of 373 amino acids. NCBI's taxonomy places the organism in Eukaryota, Metazoa, Chordata, Lepidosauria, Squamata, Eublepharidae.
GAGAACUGUUGACUGACAGGGAUGCCUGCCUGAACUGGGGCCUGCCCCACUUGGGAACGGGAGCUGGCCUUGUGAGCACCAGAUCUGGGAGAUGGCUUUGCUGUGUUACAACAAGGGCUGUGGGCAGAGAUUUGACCCAGAGAAGAACACCCAGGACUCUUGUCUCCAUCACCCAGGCUUUCCUAUCUUCCAUGAUGCCUUGAAGGGCUGGUCUUGCUGCAAGAAACGAACCACUGACUUCUCCGAAUUCCUCUCCAUAAAGGGCUGCACAAAAGGGUAUCACAGCAAUGAAAAGCCCCCAGAGCCUGAGGAGGUGUUGGCAGAGUCAAAGAGCAAAACUAAAACUGAGAUCAUUGUCCAGGGGCCCAAGUCAGCAGAGAGCAUGGAGCGUGAGAGGCCCAGUGCUGAUGAACCAAUGAAGCUACUGCUGAUGAAGGUCUCUGGGUCCUUGGAGCAGGCCCUAAAGAAGUUUGAUUUGUCUUUCAAGGACCAACCUCCAGUGCAGGACUCUGUGGGCACCGGUGCUGUCCUGGAGGUGAACCUUGGCACCACCUGCAAGAACUCUGGUUGCAAGGCGGUUUAUCAAGGGGAAGAGAGCAAUACAGAGACCUGCAUAUUCCACCGAGGGAUCCCUGUCUUCCAUGAGGGCAUGAAAUACUGGAGCUGCUGUGCAAUUAAAACAACAGACUUCACUGCAUUCCUGGAGCAGAAAGGCUGCAGCAGAGGGAAGCACACCUGGCUGAAGAAGCAGGACAAGAAACUGGUGUCUUGCCGGCAAGACUGGCACCAAACCAGCAGCCAAGUGGUGGUAACUAUCUAUGCCAAGACUCCUCUGCCAAAGCUCAGCUCUGUGAAGGCCAACCGUACUGUACUUGACAUCCAUAUCAUCUUUGAGGGAGAUAAGGUUUUCCAGGCAAAGAUGGAUCUUUGGGGGGUCAUCAAUGUGGAGAAAAGCUGUGUGACUAUGGUGCCUUCCAAGGUGGAAAUUACCUUGCAGAAGGACAGCCCGGUCACCUGGGCCAGGCUGGAGCACCCACAGAGCAGACCUCAAGGAAAGCAGCAGCUGGAGGCAGAUGACUUGGGAAAUCAGGAGGCUGGAGGAGCUUCCCAGGAGGAAUCGGAUGACAGCUUGAGCUGGUCAGAGGAAGACGAGGAGCAGUGGGAAGGAGGCCAGGAUGCAACCCUUUCCAGCCUGGUUUCUAAUGGCAACUGAGUGCACAUGGCCACUGGAUUAUGGGACUGGGGACAGGAGAGAAUGGACUGUCUUCCAUUUAAGGCACUACUCCUUAGGGCAAGACAGAAGGGCAGUAGCCCUGGGGUAUGGCAGGAGUACCCACUGCUGGCUAAAGCUUUAGAGUUGUCUGGGAACUGGCACCUACAAUUUCUCAUAGUCUUUUAGGCUCUUACUGUACAGCUGUUUCUUACCUCUGAAAUAAAAGAUGCUUUGAGUAUGGGAGAAGACCGAAAAUGUUCUGCAACUGUUA